Terrapene triunguis (Three-toed box turtle) is the source of this 4282-nucleotide messenger RNA. RefSeq names its product heparan sulfate 2-O-sulfotransferase 1. NCBI's taxonomy places the organism in Eukaryota, Metazoa, Chordata, Testudines, Emydidae. The record is from RefSeq and is a predicted model, not a curated record. Gene Ontology annotation, cellular component: membrane. The coding region runs from base 175 to 1245 and encodes 356 amino acids. Gene Ontology annotation, molecular function: heparan sulfate 2-sulfotransferase activity. The transcript has 7 exons.
GCUGGCGGGGGGGCCUCUGGAGGGAUGUGAGAGCUGUGUGUGUCCCUUCGUGCGAGCUCACUGCCACCCUCGCGCGCUGCGUCCCUGCGGCCCGGCUGAGGCUCCCCUCGGCCUCUCCGGCCGGGCCCCACGUUAUGUCGUGAUCCCGGGCGGGCGGCGCUGCUGCUGCUGCUCAUGGGGCUGCUCAGGAUUAUGCUGCCGCCCAAGUUGCAGCUGCUGGCGGUGCUGACGUUCGGGGUGGCCGUGCUCUUCCUGGAGAACCAGAUCCAGAAGCUGGAGGAGUCCCGCGGCAAGCUCGAAAGAGCUAUUGCAAGACAUGAAGUCAGAGAAAUAGAACAACGUCAUACAAUAGAUGGUCCUCGACAAGAUGCAACUGUGGAUGAAGAUGAUGAUGUGGUGAUCAUUUACAACAGAGUACCUAAAACUGCAAGCACAUCCUUCACAAAUAUUGCCUAUGACCUUUGUGCAAAGAACAAAUAUCAUGUUCUGCAUAUCAAUACAACCAAAAAUAAUCCUGUUAUGUCACUGCAAGAUCAGGUGCGAUUUGUGAAGAAUGUAACUUCCUGGAAGGAAAUGAAACCAGGAUUUUAUCAUGGACAUAUAUCUUACUUGGAUUUUGCAAAAUUUGGUGUUAAAAAGAAACCAAUUUACAUUAAUGUCAUAAGAGAUCCUAUAGAACGACUAGUUUCUUAUUAUUACUUUUUGCGGUUUGGAGAUGAUUACAGACCAGGGCUACGAAGGCGAAAACAGGGGGAUAAAAAGACCUUUGAUGAAUGUGUAGCAGCUGGAGGCUCAGACUGUGCUCCAGAGAAACUUUGGCUUCAAAUUCCAUUCUUCUGUGGCCACAGCUCAGAAUGCUGGAAUGUGGGGAGCAGAUGGGCUUUGGAACAAGCCAAGUACAACCUGAUUAAUGAAUUCUUCCUAGUGGGAGUCACUGAAGAGCUUGAAGACUUUAUUAUGUUAUUGGAGGCAACUUUGCCCCGAUUCUUUAGGGGUGCUACAGAACUGUACCGGACAGGAAAAAAGUCUCAUCUUAGGAAAACAACAGAGAAAAAGCUCCCAACAAAAGAAACCAUUGCCAAGCUGCAGCAGUCGGAAAUUUGGAAAAUGGAGAAUGAGUUCUAUGAAUUUGCACUGGAGCAAUUUCAGUUUGUCAGAGCACAUGCAGUUCGGGAAAAAGAUGGAGAAUUGUAUAUUCUGACGCAAAACUUUUUCUAUGAAAAGAUUUACCCUAAGUCGAACUAAGAACAAGGUAUACUGUUAGAUUAAUGGACUAAACCUUUGGUCACUUUGUCAUCUUAGUUCUCAGCCCUGGAAAAUAGUGUGCUGGUAGACCUCUGAGGUAUUUCUCUCUAGAGCUGAGGAAAGUGGGCUGUGGAUCACACCAAAGGUGUUGGAUACUUGACUUAAGCUUCAGUUCUUUUAUCUAACUAAUAGUUUCAGUGGGAGUUACUACCCUUUCCCUGAAGAAACCUACAUUUUCCUUUACAGAUAUUAACUGCACAGAGGUUUUGGUUGAAAAUAUAAACAAAAAAUGCUUCUGUUUAUGCUGUUGUUGAUUCUCAGAGCAAUUUAUUUUCAUUUAAACUUCUGUAAACAAGAAAUCAACUGUUUUCCCAGCUUCUACAUGGAGAUUUUGGUUGUAUACAAUUAUGAAUAGUGUUAAUAACUGGUUGACAUCUGUGCUUUGUUUUUGUGAGUCACGUUACAUGAUAUUCAUUGGAAUGGUCAAUCAUGUUCUGCUAAGAAAUGCUGCUGCUGGAUUUGCCCAUAUAUAAAUGUGGUUUUAUUAAAAAGAAAAGUUAUAACUAAUCAUUAGUGUUUUUAAAAAAUAAUUUCCAUAUUAAUAUUGUAAAAAGAGAAUCGAGGCAGUAUUUCCUUUUCCUCCCUCACCCCAACUGCCAACUGAAGUUGGGAAAAUUCUGCAAAGAAAGUUGGCAUUGCCUGCAGUUCUAGUUAAUGCUUAUACAUCAAUAUAAAAAAACCCUAGUAAAUUCAGUAUCAAGUUGCUCCAUGGAUUCUUCAUAAUGACUGUAAACUGAGAUAUUGGUGAAUCCAUAUUAUGACUCCAUUAGUGAGCUGUGGUAUGGUUUGGGUUUUCCUACUUCUUCUAUACUUUUACCUGUAGAAUAUUUUUACUAAGGUGCUUUAUAAUGUGUUUUAAAGCAUUGCAUUUACAAAAGGAGUAAAAUGCUGUAAAUACUGCAUAUUUUAUGUAUUUGGACCAAAAGGUUACAAGUAAUUAGCUGAAAGUGGUUUUUGCACCAGUUUUGUUACAUGUGAAGUAAAAACCAUCUCAUCUGCUGUUCUGCUUCCUAUUUUAGUUAACUGUUGGACAUCACUGAAAUGCACUUCAAUGACCUCUACAACUUUACUAACACAGCACAUUGUCCAGAAGUUCUCUUUACCUAAAAUUAGUCUGUAUCUUUUUAUAACAUUUGAAAGAGGAAAAAGAAAAUCAAAUGUGUGGUUGAGACACGGUGAACUUGACAUAAAUGUGUUUAUGUAACCGCCUUACAUCACUAUUGUAAACUUGUAUGAUUUGCCGUUAUUAGCAGCUUGAAACACCUGGUAGAUUAAGUGUAGUUGAGAUUAGUGAACAGAUGUUUGGGUACUGGGGACACUGUGUUUUAACAAACUGCAGUGAAUACCUACAUGUAACUUUUUUAAAAAUCACAGUAAUUACCCCUUUUUUCACCUUCAGUUUAUAAAAAUUAGUUUCCCUGGGUUUGAUUGGGGUGGGGGGAAGGAGAUAAUGUGACGUAUCUGAAUCCCUAAGGAUGGUGCUUAAAGCAAUAGUGUAAAGUUAUUAAGAUGGAGUUUCUUUAAUGCAUUUGUUUUUUGUAAUAUGAAAAUGAUUGGGAGUUGAAAAUCAUGUGUACAUUGGAUGUUUGCUGCCAAAAACACAAUGAUCCAAUUAUGAAAAGAUUAAUUGAUCCACUAUCCAGUACUAAUUUUAAAUUUGCUUUACUAUUCUUUGGACCUUCCUCUUUUGAGAUUUAAAAAAAAAAAACAUUUCUCAAAUAGCUGUUCGCCUCAAUUAGGUACUGGUGGAUCUUUCUUUCUGAUUACUGAUUUAUGUAGCAUGUACCAGACAGGAUUUUGCUUGAUUCCUUUCCUGUGUAUCAGCUUCAUUAAUGAUGCCAACACAUCACUGGGGAACAGGAUUUGCUACUUGAUUUAUGUUUCUUCUACUAGCUGGUUGUCUAGCUGGACAAGAAGUACUGGAGAGUCAUCAUAGAGUGGCUAUUGCAGUUCUGAAAUUUUCUGUUAGACUGGUAAAUUUUGGAAAUACAGUGGAUAUUUAUCAUUUUAAAAAAUGAACAUUUUUAGGGCAGAUCACAUUUUGUCCCCCAUAUAAUUUGGAUUUAUUUGCUUAAAGCACCUUAUUUUCUCAAUCCUUUUGUAAAAUUUUCAGAAUAUCUCUGAACAGAUGCAAAGUGAAAACACAGUACCCAACUAGCUAACGAAAUAAGGCAUUUAAACAUGCAAACAAAUGCCUUAGUUUGAGAAGAAAACUAUGGGUGAAAUCCUGGCCCUACUGAAAUCAGUGGAAAUUUUACCAGGAUAUAAUCAUAUAAAUGUAGUUUUUGAACUUCUGCUCCUCUUCCGCCAAUAGUCAUCUUAAAAAUAUAUUAAAUGUCUCCAUUUUAAAGGAGACAUUUAUUUUUCAUAGUUCACAUCAUGGAAAAAAUCUUUUAUUUCCUCACAUAAUACAACUCCUGUCCUCUACUUGCUGUGAAUUGAUAAAAUUGAGAGUCAUGAUACAGAAAUAUGCAUCUCUUUAGAAACUUACUGAUUUAAAAAUAUUAAUUAAUUACAUGUUGGGGUGGAGGAGGAAUCAAAAUUGUGGCUACUUUUAUAUCAUAUGAAAUAAUUCAUUCAGGGAGUAUUUUAAAAUCCUUUGACCUCAAACAGUCAAACUUCUGCUUCUUAAAGGGAUAAUCAACUUUACACAUUUUUAAUAACCUACUCUAUUCUUGUAUUCUGUAAUUCUCCAAAUCACUGGUUAUUAGAAGUAAUUUACAGUAUAUAAGUGAGAAUUUGUCUCAGUACUUUUCCCCUAAUGAGUCCAGUGAAAUUUAGUGACUUGCAGAUGGUGUGAUCAAUGGACUUGAUUAUGCAGCCUUUUGCAUAUACAUCCCCCAUUGAAGUCAAUGGGGGCUGUAUGCAGAGGUAGCAGGAAGAGAUUUGCUUUAUGGGAGCAAUUUGGGGUGAAAUUCUGGCCCUUUAAAGUCAGUGGGAGCUCUGCCAUUGACUUUAAUGUUGCCAGGAUUUCACU